CAGUAAGGGAGAGAGAGAGAGAGAGAGAGAGUGUGUCUCUUCGUCUCUAGGCGAAGUCUAGAGAGAGAAAAUCAAGCCAGAGAAGAAAAGCUUUAUCCACCAUUACUUUUGAAUUCUUCUCUUUCUCUCUCUCUCUCUUUUCGCUAAAGAGAUUCUCUCUCUAGAAAUACAGAGGAGAGUGAAGCAGAGAAUUUAUGUCGUUCGGGUUUGAUUCGUUGACUGGAGCUCCGAAGCAGCUCUGGGUUUCUUCAUAUAAUCGCUCUCUGGUCUCCAACUUUUGCAUGCAAUCCUCGUCUGAUUGUCAGACCCAUAAACAAACUCUCUCGGCUUUUUCCAUGAAAUUAAAAUCAAAAAGGGCUUGUUCUGGUAUAAUCUGCUUUGGAGAUCAUUUAAGGAAACAAUACUCGUUUUCAGUUUUGGGACUCAGGUGUUUUAGGAUUUUGGGUUUAUCUUGAUACUGUCGGAGACAAUUCAUUUUCUUUUUUCUUUUUCUUUUUCUUUUUUCCUUAUAAUUUAUUCUUUUGAAUAUUUUCCUUUUGGGGUUUAGGGGUUUUGACUCUUAAAAAAUGCCAGGCAUUAAAAACGAGUUUUUGAAUCAAGUCAUGAACGGUAAUAUCAAAGGGAAGACGAAGAAACUAAUCAAAGAAACCGAGCGUUCAAAUUCCAUGAAGAGAAUUCGCAUUAUUUGCCAUGAUCCUUAUGCCACCGAUUCUUCAAGCGACGAAGAUGAAGAAAAUGAGAUCAAUAGGCAUGGAUUUCGCAAAUCCAAGCGCUUUAUUUCGGAGAUUUUCAUUGCGGGUUCACCACGAAAAUCGUGUUCAGCGAGUGUUUACCGUCAAAAACCCGAUAAGGUGAACAAUUCUAUGAGUUCAAAGGUCGACAGGAGCAAGAAAAUUCGAAGAUCACCUUCCUCAAUGUACAAGGGAGUUAGGCGCAGGAAGUGGGGGAAAUUCGCUGCCGAAAUUCGCGAUCCGAUUCGAGGAGGUCGGUUGUGGCUCGGAACUUACAAUACCGCUGAGGAGGCUGCUGGUGCUUAUCAGAAGAAGAAGCGCGAAUUUGAGGCGCUACAGUUGCUGGAGAAGACAAAGGGUGGAUCUGAAAUUUUGUCAUUUGGAGAAAGUAGAGCUAAAAGUGAGUGUGAAAGUCUGAAUUUAUCAGAAACGAGCAAAGACGAUACGAAAAGUUUGUUUUCACAUCCGUCGCCAUCGUCUGUUCUCGAUAUGUCCAGUGCAGCAUCAAAUGGUUGUGUUGAACUGAUUGAAAAUCUAAAGAAAGAAGAAUGCAGCACAGGAAAUGCAAGGGAGUCGGAUUACGAAGAGGAGCGGGUUUUGGACUUGUUGGAAGAGCCGAUAGUUUCGCCACUGGCAAAUGAGGAGUUUGAGCUAGGAUUUGAGGAGAAUUCUCUAUUUGGGACUGAUUUUGUUGACCAUUUGUUCGAUGAUCAAGAUCUUAUUAGUGAUGAUUAUGCUUUGUGCGGCGGGUACAAAAAUGGCGAGGCCGGGAGUCUUCUUCCUCUUCCCCCGAUCGACUUCGAUUUCGGUAAUCAGGGUCUUGCUUGGCUUGAUGAGACCUUGAACAUGGCUUUCCCAUGAAGUUUUGUAGCUUAGGAGUCUAUAAUACUUAAUAGUUGUUAUGUUUAGUGUUUUUUUUGAGGGAGGAGAAAAGAAUAAGAACUCCAAAACAAUUUUGAAGAGGCUUGUUUGUGGUCUUUGUUAGGAGAAGAAGAGAGUUUCUUGGGUUUUUCUGUGUGCUUUUCGGAGCCGUCCAAGAUUUUGCUAGCUCUCUUGUAGAGUGGUGCUUCAGAUUUGAGUGAGGGUAUUUGGACCUUUUGUUAAUUCGGCCAUCUAUAGAAGAGUAUCAUUUUGUUUGUUGUUGAGAA
Messenger RNA from Morus notabilis, 1879 nucleotides. Its product is annotated as ethylene-responsive transcription factor ERF073. NCBI's taxonomy places the organism in Eukaryota, Viridiplantae, Streptophyta, Magnoliopsida, Rosales, Moraceae. The record is from RefSeq and is a predicted model, not a curated record. Gene Ontology annotation, biological process: regulation of DNA-templated transcription. Bases 567 to 1592 code for a protein of 341 amino acids. Gene Ontology annotation, molecular function: DNA-binding transcription factor activity; DNA binding. The transcript has 3 exons.